AUGUCGGAUCAGGUAGAAGCUCCAACUACAGACAAUGCAAGCAGCAAGAUCAAUCCUGUGUUGAAGUCUUCGGACAUGCCUGAGGAAAUGAAAACUAAGGUUUAUGAACUUGCACAGAGUGCUCUUGAUAGCAGUAAGAAAGCCGUUGAUAUUGCUGCCUCAAUGAAAAAGGAGAUGGAUAAAACAUACGGCCCUACCUGGCAUGCUAUAGUGGGAAAAAGCUUUGGGUCAUUUGUGUCUCAUGAAAGUGGCAACUUCAUUUAUUUCUAUGUGGACAACUUGGCAUUUCUUCUUUUCAAAACCGCUUAA
Brettanomyces bruxellensis is the source of this 309-nucleotide messenger RNA. RefSeq lists its product as uncharacterized. NCBI's taxonomy places the organism in Eukaryota, Fungi, Ascomycota, Pichiomycetes, Pichiales, Pichiaceae. Gene Ontology annotation, biological process: cilium assembly; microtubule-based process. The record is from RefSeq and is a predicted model, not a curated record. Gene Ontology annotation, molecular function: dynein intermediate chain binding; dynein light intermediate chain binding. The coding region runs from base 1 to 309 and encodes 102 amino acids. The transcript has 3 exons. Gene Ontology annotation, cellular component: cytoplasmic dynein complex.